Messenger RNA from Psylliodes chrysocephalus, 1619 nucleotides. NCBI's taxonomy places the organism in Eukaryota, Metazoa, Arthropoda, Insecta, Coleoptera, Chrysomelidae. The record is from the annotation of a GenBank genome assembly.
UAUCGAAUAAAAUUCUCAAAUAACUGGUUCAAAAAAAUGCAGAUUUGUGUAGAGAGUGGGGCGCAGAGAUAAAGAACUCGCCGACUCUGGUCUCAAUGUCUAAGUCCGAAGUUCAUAACACAAUUAAAAACAUAUAUUUCACGUAAAUUCCUCUCAUUAAGUUUUAUAUUCUUAUCGAUUAUCGUUAUCAUACCUAAAUAGUUAUAAUUUUUUUAGUUAUAAAUUUCUUACACGUUGGCCUAAUACCUAGUUAAAUUCAAGACUGAAAUAAUGACUUCUCUAGCUAAAGGAAUUUUUAUCGUCGGUGCCAAACGUACUGCUUUUGGUACUUUUGGUGGUAAACUGGCAAAAAGCCACAUCACAGAUCUUCAAACUAUCGCAGCGAAAGCUGCCCUUGCAGCUGCAAACGUAAACCCCGAAAUUGUCGAUUCAGUUGUCAUAGGAAACGUUAUUUCAUCCGCAGCUUCUGAUGGAGGAUAUCUUGCAAGACAUGUUUUAUUAAAAACUGGUGUUCCAGUUGACAAACCAGCACUCAUUGUCAACAGAUUAUGCGGAUCAGGAUUUCAAGCCAUCGUUAGUGGUUUACAAGACAUAGAGACAGGAUGCGCAGAAAUCUCCCUAACAGGCGGAGUUGAAAACAUGUCCGCUUCUCCAUACGUUGUCAGAAACAUUAGAUUCGGCGGCGUUCCUUUGGGACACAGUCCGGUUUUAGAAGAUACAAUUUGGUUAAGCGUCCAAGAUACAUACUGUAAAUUGUCAAUGGCUUUAACGGCUGAAAAACUCGGGGAUCAAUUCAAGCUUACUAAAGACGAGGUCGACCAAUUUUCUUUCCAGUCCCAACAGAGAUGGAAAGCAGCCCAAGAUGCAGGAAAAUUCAAAGACGAAAUUGUUCCAGUACCAAUUAAAGUAAAAAAAGACACAGUAAAUUUCGAAGUUGAUGAACAUCCUAGACCUCAAACCACUCUAGAAGGGUUGAAGAAGCUGCCCACGCUUUUUAAAAAGGAUGGUUUGGUUACUGCUGGUAGUGCAUCGGGUAUAUGCGAUGGAGCAGCUGCUGUGGUUCUUGCUGGUGAAGCUGCUUUGAGCAAACACAAUUUGAAACCCUUAGCUAGGAUAGUCGCGCACUCAGUUGUUGGUGUCGAUCCUUCGAUUAUGGGUUUCGGUCCAUCUCCAGCUAUCAAGAAUAUUCUUAAAAUUACUGGAAAAACGUUAAACGACAUCGAUUUGAUUGAAAUUAAUGAAGCCUUUGGUGCCCAAGCUUUAGCCUGUGCUAAAGAUUUGAAAUUGGAUAUGAGCAAAUUCAAUGUAAAUGGUGGAGCUAUCGCUUUAGGACAUCCUUUGGCUGCAUCAGGAUCUAGAAUUACAGGACAUCUUGUUUAUGAAUUGAAGAGGAGAGGUGGAAAAUAUGCAAUAGGAUCAGCAUGUAUAGGAGGAGGACAAGGUAUCGCUAUCAUGAUUGAAGCUCUUUAAUUGCAGGAAAUAAUUAAGAGAAAAAAAGUUAAAAUAUUGAUCCAAACUAUUGUAUUUUCAUAUCAUAUUUUUUAAAAAAAUUAAAAUGAAUGUCUUUUUCUGAUUAUUUUUAUACAAAUAUAUAAUUUUUUAAUCUACAUAUAUUAUAU